Molecule: messenger RNA, 13393 nt
Organism: Dreissena polymorpha
Lineage: Eukaryota; Metazoa; Mollusca; Bivalvia; Myida; Dreissenidae
Product: E3 ubiquitin-protein ligase RNF213-like
Exons: 3
Coding region: 67-10686 (3539 amino acids)
Molecular function (GO): ATP hydrolysis activity; ATP binding; ubiquitin-protein transferase activity
Source: RefSeq, a predicted model, not a curated record
AAGCAGAAUAUUGUGGAUGUGUCGUUUGCUGUAAUUAUAAAAGAUAUAGAUGUUGUGUUUAAACUUAUGAAAGAUUUUGAUGAUGAUACCACUGAUAUAAUGAAAGAGAUGGCAAAUUCAACGCAACUGUUGGACUUCUUAAAAAGCAUAGAUGAUGAUGUGCGCAAUCUAAUUGAUGCGGUAGAAGAUAUAUCCGAAUCACAUGUACAAGAAUCAACAGUGUCAGCCCUAAUAGAGACUAAAAAGUUCCUUCACCCAAUCUUCAAACACCACGAAGACGGUGGUGAUGUGAUCGGGUUUCUACAUUGUGUCCACAAGCAAAUCAACAAUUUAAAAGAUUUAAAAACAUUUCCAGCAAAAGUUUCUGAAUGCAUGAAUAAUUUACACAAUUUGAAGUCUUUGUACAAGGGUGUUGCUAACAGAGGUGAGCAGACACGAGAUAUCAUAAAAAGUAUAAUAACGAAAGGCAUAUUUGAGUUUGAUUUACAAAGUAACCAAGUUACUGUUAUGGCUACUUACAAGGAAAACAAAGUCAAGCACCCUAAAUCCGAAACGUCUUUGGUUGACUUGCGUAGUCGAGCGCUUCUGUUACUCAACACUGAACGACAGUUAGAAAAGAGCAACGUCAACCCAAUGGAAUUAAAAACUUUUGUCAGCAUUAUUGAUCUUUGCCUUGGCAUAAAGGAUACACUUUUAUCAUUACAUUCUUCAGGACACAUUGACUAUUUAUCUUAUAAAAAGAAGAUCGGACGAGAUGAAUUGGACAAAGAAAUCAGAAACCUGAAAAGUCGUCUUAAAAUGUGGAAAUCAGAACUAUUAGAGUGCAGGCGGGAUUAUUAUUUGAUGAACUAUUUAAAUGGAAGUCAGAUUCACCGCCUUUACGACUUCCUUGAAAGAUCAACAUCCGGAGAUGAUGUGAGCACAUUCCUUAAAUUUAUUCAUCCAAAGUUGUCAUCAGGACUUAUAAAAACAAUAUAUGAUCAAACAGGAAUUGGGGCUCAUGGCUUUUUGUCGCACAUUGGACGUUGCCUUCAUACCGUUUAUAAGGAUCUACCAUCUAGUUUGUACAGAAGGGCUCUGACAGAUAUAGAAGAAACUUCAAACACAUUAUCGGAUGUUGUUCACGAAGGAAGACUAAUGCUUUUGAAUCUUGAAGAAAAUAGUGAUUUUGUUGCGCGAACACUAAUGGCCUUGUAUUACAAUACAUUCAAGAGUCUUCCAGAACCAUCACAAGUUAUGUUUUGUUCAGGUGAAACUUCAUGUGAUGACAUAGACCUGUUUCUGGGAAGAUGUCUGUGUUCAAAAAAGUUUUUUGGACAUGCACCUUUGUUUUGCGUUGCUUAUGUUGAGAAAUUACCAAAUGAAUUACAGUUCCAUUUGGUAGACAGACUUAGGGACUUAGAAAACGUUGAUGAUUUCAGAUUGUCAGUGAUAUGUAGGGGAUCAAAGAACCACCCAUUCGUAGAUCAGUUAGCGGAAUAUAUGUCGGCUGUACAGCCUGUGUCAGACAAUUUAUUCUCUACGAUCUUACAACAGAUAUAUCCACAAAUCACAACCUUCACCUCUGAAGUGGCAGGUUUGGGAAAAUCAACUGUAAUAUCAAAGACAGCCAGAAAGGAACGAAAGAGCAUCAUCACUGUUCAUGUAAGUGGUCAGAUAAAUAGAGAUGAUUUCGUUGUAAAUCUCAAAUCACUUAACAUUAAAGAGCAUCAUGUAAUGCAUUUGGAUAUAGGAAGUGUGGAUGACCCUCGAGAAUUGGACACACUGGUAUUUGAAUUGUUGGUAUUAUCAUACGUUUCUGCUGGCACCACUGCCUACUGCUUACCUACAACAUCAGUGUACAUAGAAAUUGCAAACACAAUUAAUAAUACUUUAAGGAAUUCUUUACCAACAACGACUGCUUUUAAAAGGAUACAUUUGAAUUGGACUCAUUUCGAUGACUUCACAGCAAGCAGGGAAUUGUUUAGUGCAACUCAGAUUGUGUGCCAUUACCUCAAGGCUCUUGACCAAAAUUACUUAGACACGCUCGAAAUUCAUUUUCAGGGAGCUGAUGCUGUUAAACCUUUAGCAGGAAAUGAAUGCAGAAAACUUCUCAGGGGACAUUUAAAUAUGUCCUCAGACAUUUCUUAUUCAAUUGUGCAUACAUUCCUGAAUGUUUUAGCAGAUCAACUGAAGAAAUUUUCUGCAAGUGUAUAUUUCAGAAUAUCCAGCAUUUCCGACAUGCUUGGAUGCCAACAUGUCGGUUCCGUUAGAAGUUGCUUGAUAAAGGCUAUGGUAGAGGUUGCAAGAGAAUUUGCAUCUAGGUCUGUGAAUGCAUGUCGGUCGACGCAAAGCAAUGCUACGGAUGACAGGUCCAAAACGAAUACUGAUCUCGCCACAAAGUUAGUGAACAGAACGGACAGUAUGAUAAGAUGGGAGGAAAGUAACCAUUUGAUAUAUGUGUUUCACAAUCAGAAUAUUCAAACGCUUUCUCCGAUGUAUCGUGAAAAGCUGAAGGUUCCUGGGCAUAUACUGAAGCUGUUUCAGACGCAGAUGAACAAAGAACUGGAAAAUUACGAUCAAAAAAACCAAUCUCAAUUGCAAGAUAUUUUGCAACGUGUUGCCAGAAAAGACCCAUCACCGAUUUCGAAAUGCAUAUUGAACAAAAUGUGUGACCAGUACGCCUUAACACCGGACAACCUUCUAAAAAUGGUUUUGAUUAUGCUACGGAUACAGGCUAAUGUACCUGUUGUCGUCAUGGGAGAAACGGGUUGUGGAAAAACCUCCUUGAUCAGAUAUCUUGCAGGUAUAUGUGAAAUUUCUUUUAGUGUUGUGAAUAUUCAUGCUGGUACAACCAAGCAGAAUGUGAUAAAGUCUGUGUUGUUAGAACAUGAACUAUGUUUACAAACUCCGUGCGUUCAAAGAUGGUUGUUCUUGGAUGAAAUAAAUACAUCGGAAUGUAUUGGGGUUAUAUGUGAUAUAAUAUGUCAUCACACAUGUAAUGGGAAGCGUCUUGCUCCAAAUCUUGCAAUAUUAGGAGCCUGCAAUCCUUACAAACUUCGAACUGUGGACUCAAUAAAUACAGCUGGCCUGUCUUCGAAAGUGAAAACGGAUGAUCUCUCCAAAUUAGUGUAUCGAGUUUUGCCCUUACCAGAGAUGAUGGUAGACUUUGUGUGGGACUUCGGAAGUUUGAGUGAUACAGACGAACAAAGAUACAUUAUUAGAAUGACAGAAUCGAUGUUAAAGUCUGGUUUCAAAAUGCAAACAUUACUUUCUGACAUGCUGUGCAUAUCUCAAGCAUUUGUUCGAAAUGAAGAAAAGUCGUCAUUCGUGGUCAGCCUUCGAGAUGUCAACAGAUGUAUCCGUCUUGUUUCAUGGUUUGUUAAUGUACUUUCGAAAAACUCGUCGCUGUUUUCGAAUACUUUAACUGUGAACAAUGAAGUAAAGGCCAUUAUUCUUGCUCUUACUCAUUGCUACCACAGUCGCUUUACUGACAAAUCAUCUCGACUCUUGUAUAGGGAACGGCUGGCUAUUCCUUUGAUAAAGCAGAAAGUGGGAAUAAAAACAGCAGCUGAUAUACAUGACAUUAUUAAAGAUGCUCAAAGCGAUUUCUUGAACAGAAUGGAUUUGCCACCUGGAACUGCAAAAAACACAGCACUGAAAGAAAAUGUGUUUAUGAUUUUGGUCUGCAUUCUGAACAGAAUUCCGAUAUUUGUAGUAGGUAAACCAGGCUGCAGCAAGUCAUUGGCCAUACAAGUUAUUCGCAGUAAUUUGAGAGGAAAGGAUUCAAAAGAUGACUUCUUCAAGACGCUUCCACAGCUACAUUGUGUGUCAUUUCAAGGCUCAGAAUCAUCAACCUCAGACGGAAUCUUGAAAGUCUUUGAAAAGGCCGAAAGGUACCAAGAGUCAAACACCAAUGAGGAUGUUCUUUCUGUUGUUAUUCUUGAUGAAAUUGGACUUGCUGAAAUAUCGAGAUUUAACCCAUUGAAAGUAUUACAUAAUCUUCUUGAACCUGACGGAAAAUCUGUCCCAAAUGUAGCGGUUGUUGGUAUAUCAAAUUGGGCGCUAGAUGCUUCUAAAAUGAACAGAGCAAUACAUCUUUCAAGGCCCGACAUGGACGAAGAAGAACUUUUUGAAACAGGAAAAUCAAUAUGUCUGUCAUUCAUUGAGCAAAUACAAACUGCAAAGCCAGGACUCUUUGCAAAUGAACUAAAUAGUAAAAUGGCAUUGUCUGACAUACUUUCAGACUUGGAAAAUAUUGCAUUGGCAUAUGUAAGCUAUACAAAAAAGCUUCACUUUAAGAAUUUUCACGGUCUGCGCGACUUUUAUGCUCUGGUAAAAUACAUCGCAAAGCGUCUUUCGAAAGAAACCAUGGUGACUGUGGAAACGAAAUCACAUGCAAUAAUGGAAGGGCUCCAACGCAAUUUUGGCGGACUCAAAAGUGAACGUCAGCGUUUGCUGGCUGAAUUCCAGGCCUGUGUUUCAUCAACCGCACCUAACUGGCAUGUUCCCGCGCUUAUAAAAGAAAAUAUACAAGACACAAUUGCUAGGCAUCUGAUGGUUAUAACAAGCGGUGAAUCAGUAUUGGGUCUUAUUGACCAGAUUUUAAGAGAGGCUGACAGAAGCAAACCGGAAAGGAUAUUUGGUAGCCAGUUUGAAGAAGAUUUGACCGAUGAUUACCAUUACAGGAUUCUAAGCAGAAUUAUUUUGUGCAUGGAGCAAGGAGUGGUUUUGAUUCUCAGAGAUCUAGAGCAUAUUUAUGGAAGCCUGUACGACAUGCUCAAUCAGAAUUACACUAGAAUCGGAAAAAAGAACAAUUGUCGAGUCGCCCUUGGACCACACAGUAAUCCAUUUUGCCAUGUUGCGGACUCAUUCAGAUGUAUCGUGCUUGUAGAAGCAACUAGAUUGGAUCUUACUGAUCCGCCAUUCCUGAACAGAUUUGAAAAACAGUUCUUGUCCUUUGCGGAUAUUUUAUCAGAGCAUCAAACUGGUCUCGUUCAGAGAUUGAAACUGUGGGUUGACCAUAUUAGUAUAAUUAAAGGACGAACGUUCUCGAGAGAUGACAUUUUCCCUAUAUAUAGCGAUGAGCUGCUAGUUUCCAUUGUUUUAUCAGUUUCACAACUUGAAAAAAAUGAUGACAAUGAUGACAGCAUUUUCAUAAAAUGCAAACACCUACUGAUGUGGAUUAUUAAACCUGAAGCUGUUUUGCGGAUACAACAUGCUGAGGAUUCACUUAUUCGAAUGGCCAGCAGUGGCAUUAUUCAGGAAUAUUUCGAAUUGCCACUGCAUGAAGGACUCGAAAAUUUGAUAAAGUUUCAUAGAGCCCAAAGUGACAGGUCCAUGUUCCAGGAUACCAUGUGCACGGAAGACAAUAUAUCCACUCCUACCCGUUUGUGUAUUGUGUUUACAAAUAGCAAUAUCCACACGCGCAUACCAGAAAACCUACUAGAUGUAAAAAUCCAAACGGAAAAAUUGGGCGCCUUCAAAUCGGAAAAACAACUUUAUAGUAGAUUGCAAGAAUUUUGGAGUAGUGAAAAGAAUGUGCUUUUGAUCCACUGUCACGCGGUAGACGAUCAGCGACACCUUACUUUAACAAUGACCUCAGUGAACAAAUUUCGUGAAGAAAAAAAUGAACUCAGUCAGUUGACGACUUUUAAAUUUGUUUACAUGAUUCUACACAUGAGUACCAAGGUAUUGCAAGGAACAGCUUCACCGUCAGAAGUUCAAACUCAUCCAUUAGGAGAAAUUAAUUUCUUAUCUGGUUGGGAUCUAGUUACCCUGGAGAGUUUGAUUAAACCAGUCUUCCCACUUCCGCAGUUGUGUUCGCACACUUUAAAGGGUGCAGUACAGAGCAUGCGUCCACUGAAUAAGGUCAUUCAGGAAAAUUUGUUCUGGUGUUUCUCAAGAAUUCGGUAUGGUCGAAGAAGUAGAAAUAUUGAAAGUGUUUCGAAAGUUAUACGUACAAUAGAAUCAUCUGAACAAUUCUUGAGUGUUCUUGAGGAAAAAAUUAUGGAUUACAUAGAGGAAACAACGGAUGGCAAUUGCAAUGAAGGAUGGUUUAGGAUUAUCGCGAACGAUAUCAAUGCGUUAAAUACCAGCGCAACUCUCUUAGAUGCUUUGAUGAAGCAUAUUGAAUUGACAAUUAAAAUGCCACUUGCAAAACUGAUAUUUAAAUUAGAAGACAUCGGCGCGUUGGACAGUUUUUUCGUUAACGACGCAAGAUCGGAGUUACGUCGGGAAUACUGGCUGUCCAUGUUUAACAAUGAGAAAUUUUCAGUUGUUAAAAGCCAGGAUGAAUCUGGACCAGAGAGUUUCCAGUGCACAAUACCUGACCUGUCUUUAGCCAUGCCAUUUAGUAGGCAAAUAUUUAUGGACAUCGAGUCUACGAAAGAUAUAUUUUUGAACGAGGUACGCAGCGCAAAAGCAAAAUGUAACAUUGAAACAGAUGACGAACUUCCUCCGGAAGUAAUGAGUGAGCUGAUUAAUCAGCACAAAGACAUAAUAUCUUCGAAAAUUAGAUUAUGUGAGUGGAUGGGAUACAUCAGAAAUUUCUUUUUGGAUGACUACGUAGAGGACUACUGCAAUCAGUUGUCGUAUCAAUGUUGCUAUGGACUGAACCGAUCGUUAAGAAUUGAAUGUACAUCUUGGGCAAUUAAUCAAAAACUCAAAAUCAGUAAACUUUCGCAACAAUCACCCUUGGAAGCAAUUGCAUUGUUGCAUUGUAUUGGCUGGGUACAUAUGCCGCAGAUUGGUUCAUUUUUGCAUAUGUGCAGUGUGUUUGUGAAUGCUUUUCCCUCUGCUGACAGUCCAAUUAAACUUUUUACGUUUGCGCAUUCAGAACCCAUUGAACAGCCGACACAAUUACUUGACCAGUUGGCAGAACAGCAUAUAGACCAUGAGCAUGACGAAAUUGAUUCACUUACAAUGAAAAGUACUAUUGACCAUGAAACUGAAUUGCAAGCUUACACGGAUACCAUAAGUACAGAAGCAUUACAAAAGUGUGUUUCAUUUCUGUGCUCGUAUGCAAUACCAACAAAAGAAAAUCACCCUGAUUUAUCGAAUUAUACACAGUGGGAAAACAUUUUCAAAAAUCUCGUUCUAGCUUCUAGAAGCAUUUCGGAUUCUUCAAAAGAAUAUCAAUCAUUGCGUCUGUGCAGCGACAUUUACGAUUUGGCAGUAGUAAAGAGCAAUGUUACAAUGGGUUUGCUUUUUGGUCUAGGGGCGGCAUUGAAGGAACACGAACUUGACUCUACCUUUGUUUCGUCUACGAUAGCAUCUAUUAUUGAAUCUGUUCGUUCAGUGGAUGAUAAUCAGGCUUUGUACAGAAUAACCCGGCAGUACCUGAACAGUUGCCUCCUCUUAAACGAAAGAACGAAUUUUUCUUUUCUCUUGGAGCUGUUGGAUAGCGGCACGAUUCCAUUGAGUGAUAUACAAUUGAUAAAAGUUUCAUUGGAGAUAAGAAUCGACUUAGCAACAGAGGAGGAUAGGGAUGUGUUGACACAAAUUAUUAUGAAUGACGCAUUUUCAGAAACACAUGAUGAUUGCUUCUUCACACAUUUAGACAAAUGUGUCCAAUCUAUAUUUCAAAGAACAGGAACUAUCGGGUCAUUUGAAGUACUUAUAACAGACUUGAUAGAAGCCCAGUUUGUAAACAAUUCUGAACAGUUUGAUUCUGAUUUAAUAUUGGCCUGUGGAAGGAUAUUUCAGACAAGGGAAGAACGCCCAGUUGGCAUACAGUUUCUGACGGCAAUUGCAUACAUUCGUGCUGUUAUACGCCAUCUUUCAGUAGACGUUCUGUCUGUUGAUCCUUUGUUUGAGACGUUUGUAACCGUUUUGUCUGGACUUGAAAAUAACAAAAUUGGCCACAAGAUCUUUAUUUUAUUUCUGAAAUAUUUUGCAGCUGAUAAAAGCAUAUCAGAUGUCAUGCAUUUGUACACAAAAUUGAGUGACCAAACAACACGUGGACAGAUAUGUCAAUGGACUAGUGGAUAUUUUCACACAUGCUCUGAGUUUAAUACUCUUGUCUAUCAUAACAGAACAGACGUAUUGAAUGAGGCAAACGUGUAUUUUCAAUCUGACGAUAAAAGACCAAAACAGUUUACGUCUUAUUUGGUAAAGUCUUUGGAGAAAACGCACACAGCCUUACAACCUCUGCUUGCAUUUACCCUUGCCGUGAAGGAAUUUUAUUUGCCAGCGUAUAUAAAAGUGACCGAUGACACAAGCAAAUCACUCGCACAACCAUUUGAAGAGGUGUUUACGAAGUGUCUGUCGCAAGAACAAAACAGUUUUUUGAAAUGUGUUUUAGGGCUCCAUGAUUUUGCCGACGAACGCUUGAUGCAUGGUCCUGAAACAAACUACCAACAAUUUGUGUUGAAUUCAGUUCUGGUCUCUUCAUUCGCAUUGGCAUUGUCUUGCCAGUACUCUAAGGAUGAAACGCACACCUUGCCUCCAAUUACCCAGUGUCUUGUUUGCCCGUUGGAAGAAAGCACCCGGUAUUUCACAGACAUGACAGAUUCUUCACCAACGCACUCUUUUCAUUGUGUUGAUGAAAAAAGUGACCCGAUGUAUCAUUGCACAUGUGGCAAUACAAUUGUGUUCCAUGUUAGACAUCCUUACUCAAAGUGCAUGCUCUGUGGCUCUGAUGUUGAUUUACAAACUAUUGUUAAGGGGACAAAUACAGGCAAUUCAAGUCCAAAUUCUAUGGCUAAUAAAACACUGUCUUCCACUGCUAAAGAAGUUCUUGGAUUUUUAGCUAAGGGCGAAAUCGUGGGAUCGAUUGCGUUGAGAUUCACAACAUCCGAGGAGGUUGUACCCUUAUUGGCAGGAGUCAACAGUUAUCCAUCUUUAAAUAGUUGCAAUGUUUUGUGGGAGAAUCUACAUCAACAUUGGGCAAAUGUAAAGGAAAUGCUCAAUUUGGAGGAUUUUGAAACAGGCAUAUUCUUCCAUUUAGUCAUGCGGAAUGGCAAUGAACUUUUGUUUAGGAGACGUUUAAGCCUACAAAAUCAGAGUGAACGGUUGAGAUGGGAAUCAGAGUUUGAAAAGAUCGUUGAAGCUGUUGAAAAUAACAUAUUGAACGAAAUCGCUGCCUUUGUGAGGGAAAGUGACACUAAAUUCGGUUUAGAUCCAACUUCAAUUGAACUUCAAAUUCGUGAAGCUGAUCAGGCGUGUAACGAUGAGUUACAUACGUUAUUCAGAGUGACACGGUGUGCUGGUAAAGUCGACUUUGUACGACAACUCUGGAGACAAAGAUUACGAUUUCCAUUUCUGCAAUAUGUUGUAGAGAAUGAAAAUGUUCUUAAACUUCCGGAUCAUAUUCACAGCAUUAUUCAAUGGCACAUGUCAGUGGUCGCUAAUAUUAACUAUACCUUGAAACGGAACGAAUGCUUUGAAAUGACAGUGAACGAAUACCAAAACCGUUUGAGGGAUACAAAUGCUAAAUCUGCAAGUAAAAAGAGGUUCAAGAAUUUCAAAGAAUCGUGGAAUGUAUUGGCACUAGAAUAUCCAGAUUUGAAAAUCAAUAAAAUCGACAUAUCAAGCAAAAUGGCUGAAUGCUUGAUUUUCGAUUCAGAUGGAUCUAUAUCAAAAGUGUUGAAGUGGUUAGUUAACACACAAAAUAAAUUGAUCAGCCAUGCACUACAUUUGUCAAAAGACUGCACUAGUUUGCAGUUUCUAUUACGAUCACCCGACGUUUCAUGUUGUCGCAGUGUACCAAUAAGCGAAGUUAGAAAGGAAGAUUUAGUUGCCCUUAAUGACGAGUGGUUUAUUGGGUUCAUUAUUGAGGAAUCGCAUUGUGGUCUUCAGUAUGGGCAUGGACGACAAAUAGAAUAUGAUUUCAUUAAUAUUGAAAAACGACUUGCUGAAAAACUGUUGUUCGCUAAAGCAUUCGUGGUUUUCAAUGACCUUCCGCGAAUCGUGUUCAUUGAUGAACUGUACCGAAACUUUUUAACUCUGGUUAAAGAAGUUUGCGAUUCUAUUGAGCAGUCACCACUGCCAAUCGACUUGGAAGAAUCAAUUAAAAGAAAAAGUGAGGAUAAUAAAAGUCUUUCAGUUGAGUUACUGAACAGUUUAGACAUGAUCAUGACUAUUCUUAAACACACUCAGUGUAACCCUUAUAAACCGUUGAUAGACUUCGUAAAUGAAAGAAAAUCUGUUGCACGGGGCUUUCCGACUCAUCAUUUGCCAAGUCCUGAAAGCAGGCUAGUCGUUGGACAUGUUAUAUCAUUUCACGAGUUUCUAGAGGAAUUGAGUGCCGAACGCAUUAUCGAAGGUUUGAGCGACGAAUAUCAUUCGGAGUUGGACGGUGAAGCAGUUAAUCACUUGACAAGUAUUCAGAACAUCAGGAUAGCGGAACUAAUUUUAAAAGCGAUCAAACGACUCACUUACAGAUGUAUUUUUAUGAGUAAUGUUCCAAAAGACCAGACCCUUAUACAGUUCCUGUCCGAGCCUUCGUUUUGGCCCUCAGGUGUGUUUCAAAAUAAUCGCAUAGUAAUUGACGGACAGGAUGAAGAUAUUGCUGAAUUAUUUCCACAAGCCGUUACGAUAUGUCAUGUUGGGACGGUGUGCCAAAUAUUGGCUGAUAUCCUUGAGAAUCUAAAACAGGGUGAAGUGAAGAUAAAUAGGGUAAUUACGAGCUGGAAGUCAAAAUCAGAGCAGACACAGAAAAAACCAACUCCGAAAAAAGCUUUAAAGAAACUUAAGGGUUUUUAAAGCGUCGGACACAGUGCAAGACGUACAUACUGGUGAAAGCAAGACGUACAUACUGGUGAAACUGUUGUGUUGAAUUGUCAAUGUCGUUCGGAUCUUAUUGGAAACAAGUUGUCAGAUAAUGUGAAGAAACGACCACAAUCGAUUGUUCGUAACGUUCGAGUAACAAGUACAAAUCGAGUGUGAUAUCCAAGGACGAAAAACUGGUAUUCAGUUGUGUAAAUAAGCUUACUGAAUAGUGUUGACUGUUUUUGUAUGUUUUAUUUAAUGUUUUGGAUUAAAUGCGAACAUGUGUUUACUAUAUUGUACAUAUUUUCUCUCAGUUUAUAUAAAUUCCCGUGUGUUUCUUGUAAUUCCGAAAUUGACUAGGUUGGAGUAAAGUUGUUUUAUGUUGGAGUAAAUUUUCUGAGCUAUUUCGAGUAGUUCAGUCUGCAAUUACAUGUGCCCUUUUUUUUCGAAGCACUUACCUAUCCUUUUUUACUUGUGUACAGUAUUUAGUAUAUAUUCUCUCUAUACGCAAUAUGUGCACCGUAAGUGUGUAGGACUUACUGCGUUAUACAUUUCUCUGUUUGUAUAUAUGAUGUCUAAUCUGUUGAACAUACUAAACGUUGUAAAGAAAUUGUGUUAAUUAUAUUCAAUAUAAUCAUUUUUGUUUGUUUUUAUUUUUGAUAUUUUUGUAAAUGUAUCGAUUUUUCACUAGUGUAAAUACAUGCACCCCGUAUUGCUUUUGAUAGGUAUGGUUAUAUCGUGUUAACAUGUAUCAUACGUAUCGGACACUUUUUAUAUUGAAAAUGUACAUGUUCAGAGAUUGUACUUUUGCGAAUGACAUGUAAAACAUAUACCAAGAAAUUGUUCACAAUGCACUCAAUUUAUAAACAUAUAUUUGUGCUGACUUGUUUAUAAUAUGUUUUGAUGUAAGUUGAUUUAUUUGAAGUGUUUCAGUUGUUUGUUCGAGCAUGAAGACAUUGUCCGUUAUGCUUUCUUGAAUGACACGUGUACAGUUUCGAAUUGCUUUGGUAGAGAACUAUUGAACAUGCGUAACACUUCUGUGCUAAGCAUAUUGUUUUGAAAAUGUAUUAUAUGCUUUGCAUUAUAAAAAUUUUACUGAUGUACGAUUAAUGUAUCUUUCAAUGGUUUGUUUGGUCGAGUGUUGAUCGUUUAAAAUAACGCGUUUUAUUUAUCAUUGUGAUGAAUGGGGCAUGACAUUGAUAUGCCGACCUAACUAUUACAAAUGUACAUAUAUUUCCAUGGUUUUGUCUUGUAUGACCAACGCGAUUAAAAAAUGCAAAAAAUAGCAUUCAAAACUUUCACUCGUAAGCCUCAUCGUCGAUAAGUAAUGGUCAGCGGUUUAUUUGUUUUGAAUCUUCAUUCAGAACUUCCAAGUUAUUUAUUUAAGUUUUGUUUCACUUGAUGUUUGAUUGUUUGCAUUGCUUUUUAUGUAAAUGCGUUGCUUUUACGUUUUCUUAUCGAGAUAUAUUCUGUGUCUUUUCUUCUAUGCUUGACUAGAAACUUAAAAUAUACUUGUAAUGUAUUUUCGGUUUUCAAUGUACCGGUAACAUGUUAAAUGUUUUGUAUUUGAAGUAAUUUAAUAGUGUGUUAUGUACUUUUUCGAAGACAUAUAAAAUGCGUUGUGUAUAUGUUUUCCUUUUUAUUGCUUAAUAUUAACCUUCGAAACGUUAUUUAAAGCAGACAUUUGGCGGGGUUGUUUAGAAAGUAAACAGUUUUAUAGAAAACGCUACAAACGUUUUUAUACAAUUUGUUUAUAAGGCAUUAUCUCCUUAUAGCUGACAAAUGUGCCCUAUGUAUAACCAACUAUUUUACUAAAAUCUGAAGUAAAAAUCAACAAAGAUAAAUGGUUUUGUAUCAGCAUCUUUAGUUUGGGUUCAUAAAAUGUUUGAAUUGGGUAAAUAUAAUUGUUAUAAUUAAUAUGUAAUAUGUAUAAUCACUCCGUUUAUUUAGUUUGUAAAACCUGUAUUUGCAUUGCUAACAUGUAGCCAUACGAAAACAUACAUUAAGUUGGUUUGAAUAAGAAGUAUAACAUAUUUCAUGAAUAUUGUUAUGCAGUUGAUGUAAUGUAUGUGUUUAUUUUCAAGGGCAAUUUUUGAAUUCUAAAAAGACAUGUCAAUAUAUAUGGUGGUGAGGGCGUCAAGAUGAACCAUUCAAAUAUAAGUGUGUGGUUGUUCUGUUAUGUAACGCAAUUGAUAUAUUUGUUAAGUAGGAGGAGUGUAGUUGUCCACGAAUGUUUCAUUUAAUUUGUGUAUAAACGUUUACCUACAUUAUAUUGCAAUACUAUAAGGAUGAAUAAUUAGUAUUACAUUUCUUGAAAUAUUAAUAUAUUGGACCAUUACCACUUCUUUAAUUAGACUUUGAGAAUAACAAGAAAUGAGGUAUGGCAGACUAUUGUCAUCAAGUGUAUAAAAAUAAUAAAGUUAUUCAGAGAUGCCUUAAUUAAAUGUUAGUGUGAUGGUUUAUGUAUUUUACUUUAGAUUAAGAUAAAUACAUGAUUUUACGCCUAUGUAAUUGUUAUCACUGUUGCCUUCAUAACGUGUAUGAUUUUUUUUAAUGCAUACGAUCUUUGAAUAUAGCUAUCACGGUGCCUAUACCACGUGACUUUCGGAUCGUGUUGGGAGAAUAAAGCGCGACCCAGUUAACAUUUUUAAGGAUCUCUUUUUAAAUAUUUCACCAUUUUUAAUGGGAUAAAGUGGAGAGC